This is a messenger RNA of Actinia tenebrosa (Australian red waratah sea anemone), 1396 nucleotides long. Its product is annotated as serine/threonine-protein kinase mos. Gene Ontology annotation, molecular function: protein serine/threonine kinase activity; ATP binding. Gene Ontology annotation, biological process: protein phosphorylation. Lineage: Eukaryota; Metazoa; Cnidaria; Anthozoa; Actiniaria; Actiniidae. The record is from RefSeq and is a predicted model, not a curated record.
UUACUUCAUAUAAACAGGAAUUUCAAAACACAAUGACAACGCAAUGUGUUUGAGCAUCAUAUAAGAAUUCAAAGUCCGACGUUCGAAAAACAGUUUAAAAGUGCAGAAUAUUAUGAAGACAUCCCAAAAAAUCGACAUCUGUGGUCAUUUUCAAGAUCUUAAGAUGUUUGGGAAGCAACGACUUCGACGCUGUAGCAGUUGCACCGGUUUAGACGCGAUCUCAUUCCCUUUGUAUUCAUCGCAAGAUACCUGUAAGGGCUGGAAAGGAUGGAGCUUUUGUAGAACAAGAAAAAAGCUUGAAAGCACGAAGUCUUUACCAAAAAAUCACAUAUUUUUGGGGAAGAUCGAAACGGGACGAUUACUUGGCAGCGGUGGUUUUGGAACGGUUUAUGAAGGAAACUGUCUUGGAAAUCGUGUGGCUGUGAAACGUAUGCACAGAAUGUUCAGGAAACCGCGCGCAAUCUUUGAAAGUUUACAAUCAGAAAAACUUGUGCUCCAACUACGACAUCCCAAUAUCGUGCGAACCCUUGCAAUAGUGGAAUCUGAGAGUCUUACAGACGUUUUAAUCAUUAUGGAGUUCGCUGGAGAACGAAACCUGCAGAGUCUUAUCGUUGAUGAACGCGAAAAUCUCUGCUGUAAAAGACGGGUAAAAUUCGCGAGAGACAUUACACGUGCACUACAGGUUAUUCACGAAAGAAACUUAGUGCACCUGGACUUAAAGCCUGCAAAUGUCGUAGUAGAUUUGUACGAUACGUGCAAACUUGGAGAUUUCGGGUGUUGUCAACUCGUGAACCCCGGAAAUUGUGAACAAGAUUCUCUUCCUCCGAGUCCUACACAAAGCCCCAGCUCAAAAUCGUCUUUGACGGGAACGUAUGCAUACCGUGCCCCGGAACUUUUAAAAGGUGAAGAUCCAAGUACUAAGGCGGAUAUGUACUCGCUAGGGAUCUGCCUCUGGCAAAUGUUGACCAGAGAGCAGCCUUAUGGACUGGAAAGCCAAUUUGUAGUCAUUUUUGGAGUCGUUGCGAACCAAAUGAGACCUUCACUUUCACAUUUACCGGUGGAAGAGACGCAUGAUGAAGCAACCUGCGCGUACGUUGAACUUAUGACAGGUCUCUGGAGCGCAGACCGCGACAGAAGACCUUCUGCAAAUCAGACUAUGGAAGAACUACAAUAUAUUAGAACUUUAAGCAGGGACAUUAGCAGAGUUUCAUGCGUGAAAAGAUAACAAGGAAUGARGAUAAUUCCACGAUUAUUUUUGGAUCAAGUUCGACUCCGCGAGUCGACAGACCAUUGCAUCAUAACUGAAUGCGUACUGGAUUUUUUAAAUUAAGGAAUGUAUUUUUCCCUGUUUGGGAAAGGUUCUUAUCGUUGUAAAUAAAACAAAUGUGGAGAUAAA